Panicum virgatum (switchgrass) is the source of this 546-nucleotide messenger RNA. Its product is annotated as oleosin-like. The transcript has a single exon. NCBI's taxonomy places the organism in Eukaryota, Viridiplantae, Streptophyta, Magnoliopsida, Poales, Poaceae. Gene Ontology annotation, cellular component: membrane; monolayer-surrounded lipid storage body. Gene Ontology annotation, biological process: lipid storage. Bases 1 to 546 code for a protein of 181 amino acids. The record is from RefSeq and is a predicted model, not a curated record.
AUGGCAGACCGCCCGCCGCCCGGCCCGCGCGGCGCAGCCUCGCCCAGCGCCGGCCACGCGCCGGCGUCGGGGGAGCACCCGCUGCACUCGCUCAUUGGGCGCGCCGCCCAGGCGUUCCACGUCCGCGGCUCCACCCAGCUCCUGGGCUUCCUGGCGCUGGCCGUGACCCUGACCGCGCUCGUCGUCCUGGUGGGCGUGACGCUCGCGGGCGCGCUCGUGGCGCUGGUCCUCCUCAGCCCGCUCGUGCUCCUCACCGCCCCGCUCUGGGCGCCCGCGGCGGCGGCGGUGUUCCUGGCGGGAGCCGCCUCGCUGCUCGCCUGCUGCGCCGGCGCGGCCGCGGUCGCCGCGGGCACGUGGGCGCACCGGUACCUGACGGGGCGGCACCCCGUGGGCGCGCACCGGGUGGCGGAGCCGUCCAGCGGCGCGGCCGCGGUCGCGGAGGUGGCGAGCCGCGUGAGGGGGUACUACGACGCCUACGCGCGCGAGCACGGCGGGUUCCCGCGCCACCCGCGCGCCCGGGUCAAGGACGCUGCCCCCGGGGCGUAG